CAUUGUACGCUAUCUGUGGACGCCAUUUUUCGUUGUCGUUUUCGGCUCGCUAAUUUUUAAUUCGCCAACAUAAUAUCGAUAGAAUUAGGUUCUAGAUUGUAGAGUUUAGAAAGAUUUAUGUUAAAUAGAUCGCUUCAAUUUUUUUACAAGUGGCGUAAUUAGUUUAUUGCUCGGAAAUGAAUCCUUGUUCUGUACCUGCUCCUCAACAAGACGCCGACGGCGAUGGAAGGUGGAAUAGCAUCCAUAACAGAUUCUUGUCUGAUGCUAAAGGCAAAGAUGGCGAUGUUAUUUUCAUAGGAGACUCCAUAUUACAAGCAUUGGAACAUACUGAUGUAUGGAACCAAUGGUUUGCUCCUCUUCACUGCCUUAAUUUUAGCAUCCACAAUGAUCAGACUCAGAAUGUUUUGUGGCGUAUAAAAAAUGGAGAGCUGGACCAUGUGGACCCUAAAGUGAUUGUUGUGCAUGUGGGCACUAACAACAUAGAAAAUACACCGGAACAAGUGUGUGAAGGCAUCUUAGAAAUCAUCAGAUUAAUUAGGGAAAAACACCCAAGUGCUUAUAUAGUUUUACCUAGCUUACUGCCACGGGGCCAGCAUCCCAACAAGUUGAGAGAACGGAAUGCAAAGAUCAAUGCUUUUUUACGGGAAAAAGUCACUAACAUGAAUAGAGUAGAAAUGGUUCCUAUAGAUAAAGGAUUAAUUCAAAAUGAUGGCACCAUCAGCCACCAUGACAUGCACGACUAUCUCAUACCUACUAAUGCUGCUUGUCGCAAGGCUUUUGAGCCAAUACAUGAUCUGCUCCAACAAAUAUUGUUCGAAGGAGAGCCAGAAAAGGACUUGACCCCCUCUGAGUAAUUAGUGUCAUUGUAACACGUAUGUAUAAAUAUUGGUAGCUUUGCAGUGGAUAAGUUCACUACAUUCAAGCGGUAGUACUUACAAGAUAGCUUUUUGUUUAUCCUAGACUUGAUAUUGAAGUGUCUAGUGACAAAAUUAUUCGCUUUUUUAACUUUUUACAUUCCAGUUAGAUAAGCUUUAUAAUUUCCUAAUUGGCUGUGUUUGUAUAGCAAUUUUUUUAUUUAUAAUAGUAAAGUAAACCUCAUGACAUUCCAUGAUUUUUAAUAAAGGGGUAAAAUUUCUAUUAUAUUUAAGUACAAUGGUGGAUGUUUAAAAGAAAUAAAUACUUGAAUGGAAUAUACAUUUGUGAUAAUCAGAUUUUGCUAAAGUUUUUUAAAAUUUAUUACUGUAAUUAAAUGACAUAAAUGCUACAAUCUGUUAAGCAAAUUAAUAUCCCUAUGAAGAAGUUUUUUACAUAUUUAUAUUCACCACUGGCCAUUUAUAUUUACCUUUGUUAGACUAUGGACAUUAGAUUGUCAUGUACAAGGUUGUCAUGCAUAUUUAGGCAUAAGUGGCUUGUAAGUACUGUACAGGGUUUAGUACUUAUAUUUGUUUGCUCAUACUAGUAAGUUUGCCUUAGCAGAUUUAUUCAUUUAAUGAACUCACCAUGUUAAGCAUAUUAUUGGCAGCAGAUUAUGUUAUAGUUUGAGUAGGAUAAUUAUUUAUUUUAGGUCUUAAACUUGAGAAUUUGUAGAUGUUUUGGCAAUAGCUAGUGUGAUUCCUCGAUUAGGUCAUGUUAUAUAACUUAUAUUUAUAAUUAUCUCCAUGGAAUUGAUUAAGCCAAAGACUUCCAACCUUUUCUCUACCAAAGUUAUAUUACCAUCUUUCAUAAAAACGGAUUUAUAAACAAGUGUUGACUGAUAUUAUAUACUUUUGAAACAUAGUAUCUUCAACAUACCUGUAAGUAUUUUCUACAUCACCUGUAAGUUUCACAUAAAUGCAUGUUGAAGUAGGUUAUAAGUCAACAUAUACUUAUGAACAAUUACCUAUGCAAUAUUUUUAUGAAUUUGAAGUUGUGAAUAACUCACCUUUAAUUAUAGUAUGUAACUUAUUGCUAGUGUUAUUUGAUUUGUAGCUACAUAUUUUAUAAGGUACUUUUAGGUACUCGGGUUGCCAAACAUGUUGCUUGAAUCUCUGAACUGUUGUAAGUAUUUAUUUGCAUGAUAAAAGAAGCUUAAGCGUAAACAGUGCAAUUAUUUCUAUAAAAUUUUCUUAUAAAAAUGUC
Messenger RNA from Leguminivora glycinivorella, 2118 nucleotides. RefSeq names its product platelet-activating factor acetylhydrolase IB subunit beta homolog (gene Paf-AHalpha). The transcript is spliced from 4 exons. The record is from RefSeq and is a predicted model, not a curated record. NCBI's taxonomy places the organism in Eukaryota, Metazoa, Arthropoda, Insecta, Lepidoptera, Tortricidae. Bases 177 to 854 code for a protein of 225 amino acids.